Molecule: messenger RNA, 589 nt
Organism: Polyodon spathula (Mississippi paddlefish)
Lineage: Eukaryota; Metazoa; Chordata; Actinopteri; Acipenseriformes; Polyodontidae
Gene: thrsp
Product: thyroid hormone responsive
Exons: 1
Coding region: 82-477 (131 amino acids)
Biological process (GO): regulation of lipid biosynthetic process
Cellular component (GO): cytosol
Source: RefSeq, a predicted model, not a curated record
GCCUUUGAAUUCGCACUGUACUGAGACUUCCUCACCAGCAACAAGAUCGCCGCAGCAACACAAGAACACCAGGAAGAAGCCAUGCAGUCUGCCGAGCUGAAGAACCAGAAGAGCUGCCUGGUUGCUACCCUGAGCCGGUACACUUCUGCUGUGAGCAACAUGGAGCACACCAUCAUGCUGCCCAGUCUUCUCCGUGAUGUGCGCCCCGAGGACACCUUUGCAGCAGAUGGCGACAAUAAAGACCUAUACGAGUACUACCUGAUGCUGAAGUCUGUGAGGAACGUUGUGGAGAGCGGGCUGAUGCCCCCCGAUGAGCGGAAAGCCCUCAGCGUCCCACUGGAGACCCUGGAGGACUUGGACCCAGAGACCCUCUUCCAUUUCCACCUGACGGGGCUCUUCUCUGUGCUCAACAACCUCACCACGUCGUCCCACAUGCUCACCAGACUAUACAACGAAGUCAUCGGCCUGUCCAACUAGAGCCAAAGCAUGCAAAACCGCACAAAAAUAACAUUCGAACAAUUGCUGUUUUCAAGAAACAAAGUUAUUCUACAGACAAUGUAAACAUUAAUAAUAAAAUGGUUUGAUCUGA